AUGCCCACCAUUGGCUUCAACGUCGAGACCAUCACCCGGAAGCUCGAGAGCUUGACCGUUUGGGACCUGGGCCUGCGCAGCAAGAUGCGCCCCCUGGUGAGGCAUUACUGUGAUUCCACCGAUGCCUUUAUCUUCAUGGUGGACGCGACAGACCGGGAGUUCUUUUGGGACGCGGAGGAGCUCUUCGAGUAUACCCGCCGCGGGCUUCAGGAACACGACCGCGACACCGUGCCCUGCCUGGUGUUUGCCAACAAGUCAGACCACCCCGGUGCCAUGUCUUUACAGGAGAUCAGUGACAGGCUGAGUCUCCCAGAAGCCGCGAAGACUUGCCCCGUGCACGUCCAGCCCUGUGACGCCAAGACCGGGGAGGGCGUGGAGGCGGGCUUGGACUUCCUGGCGCGGGCCAAAGGCGUGGGCCUCUGGUUUGGCGCCCCGAGCCCCACAGAUUCUCCAGCUCCACCGGAGCCUCUCUCGACGGUGGAAGGCGCCUCCUUGGCAGAUGAAAACUUCCUGCGGGCCCUGGAGCCCGGCGCGCGGCCGAGGCUCAAAUCCAUGGGCCCAGAGGAGAUCAUGCGCCUGGUGCUGCUGUCGGGAGAGGACACGCUGGAGACGCUGGCGGCGGUACGCAGCGGAUACGACGUGCACGCGACGCGGAUGCACUUCUGGGCCACUCGUGCGCAGGCCGCGCGGGCCAAGUGGAGGGCGCUGAAGGUGUCGCAGGACUCGCGCCGCUUCCUGGAGGCGCUGCUGCCAGCCACGGAGGAGGAAAGGGAGGCGCUGCUGCGGGCGGUCUAUAGCGACAAGAUCGACGACCCCACCUGGGCCAUUUCUGUGAUGCCCCCCGACCGGAGGACGCCGGAGGCGGAUGAGGACUGGCUGGAGCGCAUCCAGCAGCUAGAAAGCUACGGGGGUGAGUUGGACUCGUUCUGCGCCUUGCUGCGCUUGGCCUUUAUCUUGCUCAAGGCCUUCGAACGCCGCGAGGCCAUUAAGCGCAUGGACGCGCUACUGCAUCGGCUGGAGCCGGACUAUGCCUUCCACGAAACGCGGCAGUACGUGGCGUUGCAGCUGGCGCAUUUGGCUCUGGCGCAGGUGCCAGCGCUGAAAGAGGCGCCGUUUCAGCAGCUGGAGCAGCGGUGCCCUGAGCUGUGCCAGGAGGAUUGCAUCUACAAGUACUACUCACGGAGCGUGUUGGCCGCGGGCAGUGCUAGCUUCGUUGUGCCGGACGUGGCGCCUUUGCCCUCGGUGAUUUCGGUGCCGGAGGCGACUUGGCAUGAGCAGCUGGAUGACGACGGCUUUCUGGAGGCGGUGCAGCGAAAAGCGCUGAGCAGCUGGGGCCUGCCCAGUCUGGCACGACUCUCUUACCUGCUGCUGCGUCAAGGCCUGCGAUGGACGGGACGAGAAGACCAUGGGGGCUCUGGGGGAGGGGGGAUUUGGUAA
Molecule: messenger RNA, 1437 nt
Organism: Effrenium voratum
Lineage: Eukaryota; Dinophyceae; Suessiales; Symbiodiniaceae
Source: the annotation of a GenBank genome assembly